Molecule: messenger RNA, 3239 nt
Organism: Paramecium octaurelia
Lineage: Eukaryota; Ciliophora; Oligohymenophorea; Peniculida; Parameciidae
Source: the annotation of a GenBank genome assembly
AGUAUCAAUACAUUGUUAACUAGAUUCUCUUAUCUAUUUCAACAGCAUUUCUAUUUGCUUUGGCUUUGAAAUACUUCAAAAAGCUUUAUUAAUUAUUUUUGUUCAUUGAUUGCUCUGAUGAAUCUAUUGCAACUCAUUAUCGAAUAGUAGCUACUUCAGGAGAAGAAUUUGUUUGUAAAAAAUAAAUUAUGUUUGAUAAACCCUAUUUCGUGUUUAAGUACUCUCUUUUAAAAUAUAUAGAAUGCUAAAGUAUUCAUUUAAUAGUGGAACUUAAUUUUAUUAACCAAUUGAAUUUGAAAUAAAAGGUAAGACUUUGACCGAUAUUAUUACUUUAAGUUCAAAGCAAACCAGGGAACAUAAAAUUAAAUAUUUUGGAACAUGUUAACUUAAGAUUCCAAUAGAAUCGAUAUUCAUAUAUUCAUUGCAUGCAUUUACAGGUCCAUUCAAUAUUUUAUAAUAUUUUGCUGUUGCAAUAUGGUUUGCAGAGAAAACAGUACUUCAACCAGUUCUGAUCUUGAUUUUCACAGUUUUAACAGUCUAUUUGAAUUACUUUUUGUAUGUUAGAUCAAGAAGAAGAUUAUAAUAAUUGGCUAAUAUACAUUAAGAAGUGUCAAUUAAAGAAAAUGAUUAAAUUAAACUUAUAAAUGGAGCUGAUCUUGUACCUGGUGAUUUACUCAUUCUUAAAGAUAAUCAAACAUUAAAUUGUGAUUGUGCCAUCAUUUAAGGUGAUGUUAUUGUUAAUGAAGCUACAUUAACUGGUGAAGGCAUUCCUAUUCCUAAAACAGCAUUACCUAAUCAAAACUCUACAUUUGAACUUGAAAAAAUGACUUAACAUUGUUUAUUUGAAGGAACUAAAUUAAUAUAAGUCAACAAUGCCUAAUAAAAUAUUGCCAUUGUACUUAGAACUGGUUUUACAUCUCUUAGAGGUUAAUAUUUUAGAAAUGUACUAUUUCCCGAACCUCCUUCAAUGAGAUUUUAUAUUUAAGCUGCUAAAUUCAUUCUUGAAAUAGCUUUUAUUAUUGCAGUUGUCUAUGGAUUCCUAUUAAUUGAAUACAUUCCUAUGGAAUUUAAAUCAAGUCUUUUAGUAUUAAGAUUUUUGGAUAAUAUUGUUUGGUCAAUUCCACCAUCAAUGCCCAUAUUCUUCUAAAUUUGUAAGACUGCAAGUUUGGUUAGACUUGAAGCUAAAGGAGUCAUUGGAAAUAAUGCUGAUAAAGUGGAAUCAGCUGGUAGAAUUGAUACUUGUUGUUUUGAUAAAACUGGAACUCUCACUACUUUAGGAUUUAAAGCAAUUAAAGCAUUUCCAGAGGAAGAAAAACCUAUUUUAGAUGCUAUUAUGGGUUGUUGCCAUCACUUAAUUAAAAUAAAUGGUUAAUUAUUAGGAGAUCCAUUAGAAAUUGAAAUGCUUAAUUUUGUAGGUUGGCAAUGUAACUUUAAUAAUAAUCCAUUAACAAUUGAUGGAAAUGGAAAAACAUAUACAAUUCAUAAAAUCUUUGACUUUAGUUCUUCAAAAUCAAUGAUGAGUGUUAUUGUAACUGAUGGAUCUAAAUAUUAUUUAUAUGCUAAGGGUUCACCUGAAUCGAUUAAUGCAAUUUCAAUUAAGAAAAGAGAUGAUUUGAUUGAAGAAUUCAAUUUGAAUGCUAUUAAAGGUUAUAGAGUCUUAGGAUUGGCAUAUAAAGAAUUAUAAUCAAAUUAAAUUGAUUAAUUGAGAGAACAAUUAGAAUCAUAAUUAAACUUUGUUGGUCUUUUAGUAAUGGAGAAUCCAUUAAAAUCAGAUACAAAUGAAAUUAUUACAACUUUAAAAGAAUCAGGAUUAGAUAUUAAAGUUAUAUCAGGGGAUAAUCCUUUGACAACCAUUUAAUGUGCAAAAUUAGCUGGAAUUAUUAAUUAAGAUAAUGAAAUUACAUUUUUAGAUUAUAACUAAUAAAAUUAAGAAAUUAUACUUUAAUGCAAUAAUAAUCAAUAAAUAAUUAAGGAAUAAUAACCAAAUAGUAUUUAAGAAUUAGAAUAAUUUAUAAGUACUCAAUAAGAAUUAGCUUUAACUGGCAAAUUUUUAGAAUUUGUGACAAACAAAAGCAAUUUUUAAUUAGAACCUAAGAAUUCAGCAAAUACUGUUGGCAAAUCUUAAAGUAAGGAAAAGAUAUUUACUGAAAUUAAUCAAAUUGAUAUUGACGACGGAUCUUUUGGAUAAUUGGCUAUCUCCAUUAUUAAAAAAGCUAAGGUAUUUGCUCGUUAAAAACCUGAGUAAAAGAAAUUAAUAAUUCAAAUAAUUCAAAGUUUUGGAAGAUAAGUAUUAAUGUGUGGAGAUGGAGCUAAUGAUUGUGUAAUUAUAUUUAUUUAAUUCAUUUUAGUCAGCAAUCUCAUAAGCUUAAGUUGGAAUUUCAUUUAGUGAAGCUGAUGCCUCUUAUACUGCUCCUUUCAGUAGUAAAUCUACUUCAUUAGAUUGUGUUGUUAAAGUACUGUUAUAAGGCAAAGCAGCUACUAUGACUAUUAUUGAAGUGUUUUAAUAUUAAAUCAGUGUUAAUACAUUGAAAUUUGUAGCUGUACUCUUUACUUUUUUAGAAGCUGAAACUUUUGCAGAUUUUCAAUUUACUUAUACAAGCAUUAUAUCAAAUAUUCCCUUAUUAAUAUUUUUAUGUUUAUCUGGUCCAUGUGAUACAUUAGCCAAAUAUAAUCCAUUAGAUGAUUAAUUUGCUAUUUAUAAUCAAAUUUAAAUUUAUAAUAAUUUAGUUUGGGGAGUAGCAGGGUAUUAUAAUAUAUUAAUUAAAUUUAGAUUAAUUGCCAAUUAUUUCAUUUCAGUAGCAGUCAGAGAUGUUCAUACUUGUGAAAUGGAUGAGCCAAUUGAAAAUUGUAUUCCAUAACCAAUUGAAGAAUUAAAGAAAUCUGGAGAUAUUUAAUCAGUAAUGUUUAUGAGUUUGAUGUUCUUCUUUAUGACAUUUGCAAUCAACUUGUACAUUUCCAAUCCUUUCAAAUAAAGAUAUUAUAGAAACUAUCUAUUACUCUUAUGGACAAUAUUGGGUUUUGUUCUAUUCUUUGUUUCUGCAAUCUUUCCAAAAGGAGGAAAAUGGGCUAAAUUGAUUAAUGUCAAUGAUAAUGCGUAACUAUAUUUUAUUUAUAUUUUUAGAUUCAAAGGUUAUAAUUGGAUCAUGAUAGCUGUUGUUGUAAUAGCCGCCUUGUUAGGGUUUAUUACUUAAGCUAUUUUACAAAAAUAUCUUCCUUCUAAAAAGAAAAUUGAAUUUUGA